Molecule: messenger RNA, 404 nt
Organism: [Candida] anglica
Lineage: Eukaryota; Fungi; Ascomycota; Pichiomycetes; Serinales; Debaryomycetaceae
Source: the annotation of a GenBank genome assembly
AUUGAAUUAGACAAAUAAACAUGACUUUAGCCACUGAAUUUGCUGAAACUACUCGUCGCUCGGCCACAAAUGCCGAGAUGAGAAAGAGAGUGUUACACUUGUACCGUAAAUAUAUGAGAAGUUCCAAGGAAUUUGCAGAAUUAUACGAAUUGGAUAUGCCAGUUUCCAAUGUCAAGACUAAGAUUAGACAAGAAUUCGAAAGACAAAGAUUUGUCUCUGACUUAUCCGUUUCCAACGUGUUGUACAUGAAGGGACAAAUGGAAUACCAAGAAAUCAUGAACUUUUGGAAGCAACAAUGUCAUGUUUUAAGAUACUUUGAAGAUCAAAGUGAUUACGGAGUUGUUGACAAGAACGAUUUCGUCAAGAACUUCUUGAGGGGAAAUUAAAUAGUUAGUGCAUAAUAU